AUGGAGUCCUUCGCCGCCCUGAAGCGUCGGACCACCGACCUGCUCCAGAACCUCCCGCAGUCCAUCCCCAACCCCAUCAAGGGCCACGGCGGCCAGCACCAGCAGCAGUCAAAGCACGGCCGCCGCCCCGCCAUGAAGGGCACCUGGGAGCGCAUCGCCAUCCCCAGCCUGCCCCGCUCCUCGCACUCGCUGGACGUCGUCGCGGGAACGGCCUACGUCUUUGGCGGCGAGGCCCAGGAGGGCGGCGCCGCCGUCGACAACGACAUGCACGCCAUCGUCCUGCCCUUCAGCAGCGCCCCCGCCGACUACUACACCAUCAAGGCCGUCGCGGCCCCUCCGCCCAUACCCAUCAUCCAGGAGCCGGCGGUUCCGGAGGGCGACGACGACGGGGAACAGGAGGACAAGCCCGACGAGCUGGAGACCAACGUCCCCGUCGGCGAGGGUGGCGCUGCUGCCGAUAGCAAGGAGCUCAGCGAGGUCGACCUGACCUCUGGCGCCGGCGACGAGACGCCCACGCAAGCUUCCUCCUCCGCCGCCGCCGCCGCCGCGGCAGACAAGGGCAAGGGCAAGGCAGUCGCCGCGCCGGAGCCGAUCUCGCUGGGUGACGUGCCGGCUCCGCGCGUCGGCCACGCCACCGCCGUCAUCGGCAGCCGCAUCUUCGUCUUUGGCGGCCGCCCCGGCGGCGCAGAGGAGGAGCCCCUCGACGAGCGCGGCCGCGUCUGGGUCUUCGACACCAAGUCGCACCAGUGGUCCGCGCUCGACCCCGCGGCGCCCUCCCUGCCGGACCCCAUCGCCCCCGGCGCCGUCACCUCGCCCGUGCACACGGCCCACUACCCGGCCGCCCGCAGCGCGCACUGCGCCGUGGCGACGGACAAGCCCGAGGACUUUGCCGCCGACGACGGCGCCAGCAGGAGGCGGAAGAAGAAGCCCGAGACGUGGAGGGAGUGGGCCGAGGGCGACUCGGCCGAGGUCGGCACGCCGCAGCGGCCCAUCGUCGGCAACGUCGGCGCGCGGGCCCGCGACCACGACGCCGACGGGUACGGCACCUUGAUCGUGCACGGCGGCGUGCUGGCCGGCGGGCGGCGCGCGGGCGACACCUGGGCCUUCGACGUGCGCUCCCGCGUCUGGCAGGAGCUGCCCCGCGCGCCGGGAGCGCCCCGCGCCGGCGCCGGCAUCUGCAUCAGCAAGAGCAGGCUGUACCGCUUCGGCGGGGAAGAGGCCGCGGACCACCAUCGCCAGAUCGAGUUCCUCGAGCUCGGGGUCGACACUUUCGACGACAGGAGCACGGCCCAGGGCGAGGUCACCCUCUCGGCCCGCGGCACGUGGCAGACGCUGCUCGGCGGCGGCGGCGAGACGGCGUCACGCCCUGCCGCCGCGGGCGACAAGACGGAGGAGGAACCCACCUCGCCCCUCAAGCGAGGCGCCUCGUCCUCGUCGGAUGGGGAGGACGCUAACGGCGAUGACUGGCCGGGCGCCCGGUCCGCGGCGGGUAUGCAGGUCGUGACCACGGGCGGCGGCCGCGAGUACCUCGUCCUGCUGCUGGGCCAGAAGUCCGACGGCAGCGGCAGCGGCAGCGGGUUCUGGGACGACGCGUGGGCGUUCCAGGUGCCGCCGCUGGGCAUGAGCGCCGCGAGCGUGACCGACGCCGUCCUGCACGCGCUCGGGCGCCGGUCGGGCGAGGGGACGUGGACGCGCGUCGAGACGGCGCCCUACGACGACGAGGACGACGACGCCUCGGCCGGCGGGCCGGGAGCGAGGGGCUGGGUCGCCACGUCGCCCAUGCUCGAGCUCGAGGAGAACGGCGUCGUGGUCUUUGGCGGCCGGGACGGGUCCAACACGAGGCUCGGGGAUGGGUGGAUCUUUAGGCUGGGUUGA
This is a messenger RNA of Thyridium curvatum, 1875 nucleotides long. RefSeq lists its product as uncharacterized. The record is from RefSeq and is a predicted model, not a curated record. Gene Ontology annotation, molecular function: protein binding. NCBI's taxonomy places the organism in Eukaryota, Fungi, Ascomycota, Sordariomycetes, Thyridiales, Thyridiaceae. The transcript has a single exon. Bases 1 to 1875 code for a protein of 624 amino acids.